Molecule: messenger RNA, 1066 nt
Organism: Melanaphis sacchari
Lineage: Eukaryota; Metazoa; Arthropoda; Insecta; Hemiptera; Aphididae
Exons: 4
Coding region: 364-639 (91 amino acids)
Source: RefSeq, a predicted model, not a curated record
CUCCAAACCGUAUACACGUAUUACCUCCAUUCCAGUUAUUAUUUUUAUUUAUUUAUCGUUUUCGUACAUUUCUGUAAAUAUAUUUUAUAUAAAUAUCAUAUACCAACGCUCCGCUGUCGCAGUUUAAUACCUGUUGUACACCGCGACGACCAUAGUACAACUCCACUCGUCGCUGUUUGCUCCGUCACGAACGACGACCCAUAUCACAACUACCUGUUGUACCUAUAAACAUUAUAAUAUAAUAUUUAUUAUAUUUUCCGACGUCCCGAUUCCGGUUGGUUUCGUUACAUAUUUUUCCCGCCAACGUUUUAACUGCAAGUGUCGCGCCGAACGCCAAAACAAAAAAAAUCAAAUAUAUACAAAAUGGUUUCUGUACAAGGGGUAUUGAUCGUCCUGUGCGUCGUCCUGUGCCACAUUAUGAUUGCAUCAGCUCAAUUCGACUUUGGCGAUUUCCUGUCCAACGUCGAACAGUCCGGCAAUCGAGACCCUAGAGAAAACCGAGGUCCAGUUUUGUUCCCAGCAACACAACCCGGUUCCGAGACCAGCGGCGUAAUAGUGGGAGCUUCCGGAUUCGGAUUUGUACCACCUGGUGGCAACAAACAACGACCACAAGGCCAGAAUAUUUUCAGUUUCUGGUAAUGAUGAUGAGAUCCAAUAACAAAACACACUGCAAGUAGAUUGAAUUUCCUACGCGUUUCACCCGGCAACGGAUAGCAAAUAUAUACUUGUCAAUGCGAGAUCUCUACAAAUUAAGAAUAAUAAUAUUAUACGCACAUUACGUUAUAUCUGUACAAAUCGAUGUAAACCGACUAUAUUAUAUUAUAUAUAUAUAUACACGUUUCGAAUAUUACAUCGAAAAAUUCAUAAAUAAUACAUAUAGAUAUUCGCGUGUAUACACGCGUAGCAGUAAUAUCGUGCGCACGAUUUUAUACAUAUAAUAUGCACGCCUUGUAAACGUAUUAUCUGAAUUUGUACAGGUAUACUCUAGAGUUUUCUUAAUUUAUUUUAUCAAAUAUUGUACAUAAUUUUAAAGUCUCUUAUGCCUAAUAAUUUAUUUUAUAGCGAA